AUGUUCGUACUUCAGAAGUAUUGUAUCGAAGAUUAUUAUAAUUCUAUCACAACUGAUCGCUUCAGUUCUGUGCCAGUACAAUUUUUAAUAUAUAUCUAUGCUCAGCCAGCGUGUACAAGUCAACCAUUGCUCUAUGGUGAUUACACACCAGGCUCAUGUCUUGGCGUUCAAGUCGGUCAACAGUUUCAAUUGCAAUUGAUCGUAGAAAAUAAUUGUGCUGCUAGUGGUGUUACUAUGCGCGACAUUGGUACUCUCUCCUUUCCAGUUGUUAUCAAGAAUGCACUCGUUCAAAAUGCAACAUUGGGCUCAGUUACUUUAACGUGGAUUCCAACAUCACAAGAAGUAGGAUCACAAGUAUUAUGUUCAGUUGCCGUAGACAGUCAAAGUGUUCAAUCAAAUCAAUACUGUUUAACAUUUACUGUUGGGGAUGAUAGUGCUGCGUUAUGUCCUGGUCAAACACAAGAGCCAACAACGACUUCAGAGUAA
This is a messenger RNA of Didymodactylos carnosus, 486 nucleotides long. NCBI's taxonomy places the organism in Eukaryota, Metazoa, Rotifera, Eurotatoria, Philodinida, Philodinidae. The record is from the annotation of a GenBank genome assembly.